This is a messenger RNA of Dermochelys coriacea (leatherback sea turtle), 1582 nucleotides long. Its product is annotated as ecto-ADP-ribosyltransferase 5-like. Bases 309 to 1121 code for a protein of 270 amino acids. Gene Ontology annotation, molecular function: NAD+-protein-arginine ADP-ribosyltransferase activity; NAD+ poly-ADP-ribosyltransferase activity. The transcript has 4 exons. The record is from RefSeq and is a predicted model, not a curated record. NCBI's taxonomy places the organism in Eukaryota, Metazoa, Chordata, Testudines, Dermochelyidae.
GUAGCAGACCCUGAUAGAAACCUGGAGAGAGGAUUUUGGGUCUGGGGUAUGGGCGGCAAGGAGUGUUUUUGGUGCUGUGAGCAAAAGAAAUUGUUUCUUGCUGUUCGAUUCCUUGUGCGUUUGCAGCCACAGGACUUGGGACGGUCUUUGUAUAUCAACAGACCUGCAGCCACGGAAUACCUGACUGCCAGCAAUUGCUACUCCCAGCUGGAAUGUCCCGGGGGCCCCCCAUACUUCGACUAGCCCCUGGGUUCAAAAGGGACAACAUUGUACUGUAGGGGGCCCUCCCGUGGUGGUCUCUGGUGAAGAUGACAUUUCUGCUGAUCACCUUGACUUACUUUUGCGCUCACACAUUGAUGGACAUCCCUCAGGUGACUUGCCAGCCGGUGCUGGACAUGGCAUUUGAUGCUUUUGAUGACCAGUAUAUUGGCUGCACAGAAGACAUGGAAAAUAUAAUCAAGUCUAAACUGCUGCGGAAAGAGAAGUCAAUGCACAAGGUGUUUAGCAAAAGAUGGGAAGCUGCGAAAAACCAAUGGAAUGAGAAGAAGAAAAACCUCUCUCUGCCUAAAGAGUUUAAGGAUGAGAAUGGAAUAGCAAUCCUGGCCUAUACCAGUGGAAAUCAUAUACCUCUGCACAAGGAGUUCAACAAAGCUGUGAGAGAGGCUGGUAAAUCCCGAGCAUAUUAUCUCAAACAUUUCCCAUUCAAAGCCCUUCAUUUUUAUUUGACCAGAGCAUUGCAGCUCCUGAAGAGAGACUGUGCUAAGAUGUACAAGACAGAGGUGUAUAGGGGAGUCCAUUCUCUCCGCUACAAAUCCGUGGAGAGAGAUAGCAUGGUCCGGUUUGGGACAUUUACCUCUUCAUCUGUAGACAGGAAAGUAGCUCAGAAAUUUGGCUCUGCCACAUUCUUCACCAUCCGGACGUGCUUCGGGGUCCCCAUUGCAAACUUCUCUUAUAUCCAAGCCGAGAAAGAAGUGCUGAUUCCUGUCCAUGAGAUAUUUAAGGUGUCCAGCUUCACCCAGGACAAGAACAACAACGCAUUUGUCCUCCACAGCACAAACCGGACCUUCAGCCGUUACAACUGCGCCUACAUAGCAGGAAAGAAAGGGCGAGGGGGGGCCUAGCGCUUGGAAGGAUUUCACGCAUCCGGAGCACUUCGGGCUGGGCGUGCCGAAGCAGAGGCAGAAACCAAUGUGAAAUGUUUGCUUUGCUCCUUUUCAGUCUCUUGUGCAGCCCACUUGUGUUCCAAUAUGCUAUUAAACAGCCAGGGCUUGAUGGGUAGUAACGGUGUUAAGCUGACCCUUCCCCAGCUUGGGAACUUGCAGCCUGCCAGUGAUUUCUCAACAGAUCACCACUAGAGGGAAUGGGAGAUCUUCCGCUGGAUUCGCUUGCUGCAUUUACAGCCAAAGCCUCCUACUUUGCGGUAUUUACUGUGUCCAUCUCAUUUAAUAGGUAACUCUGAACCCCGGCUUUAUGUCAUCUGGGUUGCAGACGUGAGCAGCAUGUUGUCUGUUGGGAUGGUUUUGCUGUGCUGAGUUGAUGUUUGAUGCAACUUGUUUAAUAAAUUUGCUAUAAUUAAUGAGAA